AUGCUGUCCCCAAAGCUGUCUGCUCCUUCGGCCUCACUUUUGCGCUUUCUACAUAGACAGUCUGGGGUUACGACUACUCCAUCAUGCGUUCGCCCAAAAUGCCUCGGUCGUGACACACCCUACUCAACAGGACGAACCUCCAAACUUCCUAGCUGGACACAUCUCACGACCCCGUGUCCUACAAGAAAUGAUGGCGUCACGAAAGUUCGACCGAGCGCGACCAGGCCGACAUUAGUGCCACCAUCAAUGCCGUUACAGGUAACAUUUUCGCGUCUCGCAUCCACUAAAAGCCGCCCAUUCCUCCGACGGCUGUUUGAUUUGAAGCGGAAUAAAGCAUCGGAAUACCAGAACCAAAGGCCUGCAGGAUCUGGGCUUAUGGACGAAGGCUCAGAGGGUUUAUUCAAUAUUGGUCGCAGUCUUUCCGCCAAGGCUUCAAACGAGUUACGGAUUCGGUGUACCGAGUUUGAUAUCAAUGGGGACGUCACACUUGUUAAUGGGGAGUUCCGGAAACUGGAACUGAUUGCAAAGUACGGACUUCUUCCUCGAGACCUGCGCAAGAUCGAUUCCUCAACUCUCCCUCAUAUUCUGGUACGACCGAGAGCCAUUUUAAUCAACCUGCUUCAUUUGCGAGUCCUCAUCAAAGCGGAUCGAGUUCUCGUUUUCGACGCGUAUGGAUCAACAGACUCAUACAUGCAAUCGUUGUUUAUCUACGAUCUAGAAGGAAAGCUACGCCAAAAGCAAUCACAGCUUGCCUCUCAGUUCAGCCAGUCACUCCCAUAUGAGUUCCGUGCGCUGGAAGCCGUGCUCAUCAGUGUCACAAGUGGCCUCGAGGAGGAAUUUAAUGGCGUGAGAGAUCCGGUCGUGCGUGUUUUACGUGCGCUGGAGGAGGAUAUUGAUCGUGACAAGCUCCGACAUCUAUUGAUAUAUUCCAAGAAACUGGGUACAUUCGAACAGAAAGCUCGAUUGGUUCGAGAUGCUAUUGAUGAUCUGCUAGAAGCAGACGACGAUCUGGCAGCUAUGUAUCUUUCUGAAAGAUCCAAAGGCAAGGAGCGAGAAGAGGAUGAUCACCAAGAAGUUGAAAUGCUCCUGGAGUCAUACCACAAGGUUUGCGAUGAAAUCGUUCAGGCCAGUGGCAACCUUGUGACGAAUAUUCGCAACACAGAAGAAGUAGUCAAAGCUAUCCUCGAUGCCAACCGCAACUCGCUCAUGCUUAUGGACCUCAAGUUCAGCAUUGGAACACUCGGCCUCGCAACAGGAACAUUAUUCUCUGCUCUCUACGGAAUGAACUUGAAGAACUUCAUCGAAGAAAACGACUUCGGCUUCGGAGGUGUCUCAGUCAUUUGCUUCACCCUUACCGGCAUUGUCUGCAUUUAUGGACUUGCCAGACUUCGCAAACUCCAGCGUGUCCGCAUGUGGGGUGAAGCCGGUGUGGGAGGAACUUCUCCUCUCGCUCCGCUAUCCCCAAAGCGCAGUGCAUUUGGCGUGAACCGUAAUAAUUGGCGCGCUGAUUCGAUUGAACCUGUAUGGGGCAGCCUUCCAGGUGAAGGCAGACCCGAGCGUAUGAAGCGCCUCAGAGAGCACGCGGCUGCUCAGGCUGCAUCCCGGAAUACCAAAUUUGGAGUCCCUGGCGCAGCAGCAGCACAAUCUUCAGGCCCAGCCCCUCACACCACGCAUUGCGCAGAAGAUGCCAAGGGAACCGACAAGGAAUAG
Molecule: messenger RNA, 1710 nt
Organism: Penicillium nucicola
Lineage: Eukaryota; Fungi; Ascomycota; Eurotiomycetes; Eurotiales; Aspergillaceae
Product: CorA family magnesium transporter
Exons: 3
Coding region: 1-1710 (569 amino acids)
Biological process (GO): mitochondrial magnesium ion transmembrane transport
Cellular component (GO): mitochondrial inner membrane
Molecular function (GO): magnesium ion transmembrane transporter activity
Source: RefSeq, a predicted model, not a curated record